UGUUGUGUUGUGCUCGCUCGGUGCUGUUCAAUCUCUUCAGUUCACUGUUUUUGGUAAAAGCCUGGGUCAUUGUUCAGCUCCUCAGUCUCACCUCGACUGCUGUAUUGUUUCUUCCUUCUGUGAUCCUAACCUGUUUUGGAGGCGAUGCGUCAUAAUACAUCUACCAGCCGCCGGAAGGGCAAAACCCCUCAACGUCGCCCCCCCGCACCGGCACCGGCACCAACACCAGGGACCUCCGGUUCAAAACCCAGGUCCCCGAGAAGGAGCAGACUUUCAGAGCUGGCUCCUGUGACUCCUAGGAAGAGGAGGUUUCGACCAGGAACCAAGGCCUUAAUGGAAAUCCGCAAGUACCAGAAGAGCAGCGACCUUCUGCUCAGGAAGGGACCGUUCUCUCGCCUGGUUCGUGAGGUCUGUCAUAGUUUUUCCAGAGAGGCUCUGAGGUGGCAGGUCUACGCUCUUCUGGCCCUGCAGGAGGCUGCAGAGGCAUUUCUUGUGAUGUUAUUCUCAGACGCCAACCUGUGUGCCAUCCAUGCCAAGCGGGUAACCGUGUUCCCCCGUGACAUUCAGCUGGCGAGGAGGAUCCGCGGGGUGGACAACCUUUAAAAACAUGAGAGCACAAGCUGAAUGACUCUGACGUUCCGUCACCACUCAGUCCCAUCAGUUCAGACUGUUUGAAGUUUUCUGACUCUGCUACAUGUUUACUAUCAUUUGGCCAUUUAUCAUGGAGCCAACAAGUUCAGAUUCAUGUCCACUGAGUUCACUUCAGGUCACCUACAGGUUCUCGACUGCUGAAGAAAAAGAGAAUGAAAAUAAUUCUGAUGGUUAUGUUGUAUUUUUAUAUGUUGUAGAAUAAUUGUGCUAUCCAGAAUGCAUCUGGAUGUGUUAGUGUGGUUACUACUCUUAUAUAUUAUGUUGUGUGAAUGUUGUUCCUCAUUGAAUAAAUUGUUAAUA
Seriola dumerili (greater amberjack) is the source of this 951-nucleotide messenger RNA. RefSeq names its product histone H3.3-like. The coding region runs from base 145 to 603 and encodes 152 amino acids. Gene Ontology annotation, molecular function: DNA binding; structural constituent of chromatin; protein heterodimerization activity. Gene Ontology annotation, cellular component: nucleosome. The record is from RefSeq and is a predicted model, not a curated record. The transcript is spliced from 5 exons. Lineage: Eukaryota; Metazoa; Chordata; Actinopteri; Carangiformes; Carangidae.